GCCCUCACGUGACCGCCUCGCUCCUCGCCCCGUCGAGAUGGCGGCGCCUGUGGAAGAGGAGCAAGCGCUGCUGGACGGGGACUCGUCGCCGGAGCACGAUGGCUGCCCUGCGAGGAAGCCGAUGUCGGCCCUGUGCGACCCGCAGCGGCUGGCUCAUCGGAUGCUGGUCCUGGCGCUCAUGUGCUUCCUGGGCUUCGGUGAGCAUAAAGCGAGGCUCCCGCCGCUGCUCCUGCCCCCUUUCUCGCCCGCGACUGGUCUGCAGUUAAGGGGGCUCUUGGGGAGCGUGGUGGGAAAACCUGCCUUGGGGAAAAACAAAACCAAACCCCGACAGCUGCUUGAUCGUGGGGCCGGCAGGGCGGCGCGAAGCAGAUCUUUUUCAGGAACUAUUGACCUUUGGGGAGUGAUCUUGGGAACGUGCCAGAAAAUGCUAAUUUUCUUUACUGUGUGUUUCAGGGUGAAGCUAGACCCCGCCCUGAGAACUGGGGUUUUGCGUUUUAGAUUGCAAAAAGAAAAAACAAAACUUGCAUUCCUGGUGUUCUUUGCUGAUUGCUGUGCAAGCACCAGAAUGGGAAAGCAUCUAUAUGCCAUGGGGAGGAAAAACCCUAAGCAAACAGGGAAGUCAAGCACCCUGUGGUUGAUGACUCGCUGAAGUGGAGUUUCGCUUUUUAAAUUCUCCCUACGUAAGGAUUUGUAGGAGGCGGUGGAAGCUUUUAAGCAUGUAAAGAGGAUAUAGAAAACUACUUUCUGCUGAGGCAUGCAUUUGAUUGGUCUCAUUCAGUACUGGUUAUGCCAGCCUUCUCCCAACCUGGCAUUCAAAUGUUUAGAAUUACAACUCUUAUCAGUGCCAUCCAGCCUGGUCCUGCUGCUGGAGUCCAGCUAAUAGUCAUGCCUGAGUGAGGCUAAUCUGAGUUAUAGUUCAGAAGGUCUGGAAGUUGCUAGGCUGGGGAAAGCUGGCCUACCCUUCUGACCAACUUCCCUCCAGGGUUUCAAACCGGGAUUCCUCCUCUCCCUGCUUAGAAAUUUCAGGGAUUGAAUCUGGGCCCUUACACAUACCCUUCCAAUGAGAAACAUUACCUGUUGCUGUAAGGCUGCUGAAUUUUGAGAAGGGAAGGGGAAGGUGGAGGUGUAGCUGCUCCUUCUGUUGCUUCUCAGUGGACAGAAAAUGGAGGGCAUCUUUUCUCCUGCCUCCAUUGUGGUGGUUUGGUAUGAUCCAAAAUGUUUACCAUUAUUGCUAUUAAUACAGCUUUUCCAGGUUACUUUAAAAGGGAGGGGGGAGUUCAUGUUUAAUUUUGUUGUCUUACUUUUCCUGUAUAGGCAGCUAUUUUUGCUAUGACAACCCCGCAGCGUUGCAAACUCAGGUCCAAAAGGUGAGUGAUGUACAGAAUAUCUGCAGUAUGGUGGAUUUCCCCCUUUUCCCUCCAGAGAGGUUACCUUUUUAGUCAUACGUUAGAUGACUAGCAGUAACUGAGGGGGGAAAAUUGUGCUGAUUUUGCUUAAAAAAAAAAAGGACCUAUAAUUAAACUGAUUGCUGUUUCACUCUCUGGUAACAAAAAACAUUAUGGCUAAAUACGAUGUGAUUUAUGUGUUAGGUUUGCGUUUGUUUGGCCAUGAGUGCUAGAGGUUGAUGUUCCCCACAUCGCACUUCCCACCAGCCCUGAUGGGUCUUUCCUGACAGACUGUGAAGGGUGACCCAGGAGUUUAGAGGGGUGUGGUAGUGUACAGGCAAUGAGCCCCCAAUGUAGACUUGCAUGGUGCUGUAAUGAAAAAGCAUUUCACUGGAUAGAUGUUUCUCUAUGAAUGUGUCAUAACACAAAGUGGUGUCAAAAGAUAGUAAUUCUUCUGUGUGCUCUUCCUUUUAGGAUAUGAAGGUGAACACAGCUGAAUUCAUGGCACUGUAUGCCUGGUAUUCUUGGCCCAAUGUGGUUCUCUGUUUCUUUGGAGGCUUUCUGAUAGACAGAGUCUUUGGAAUAAGGUAACUGUGUAACCCAGGGGUCAGCAACCUUUUUCAGCCGUGGGCCGGUCCACCAUCCUUUAGACCAUGUGGUGGGCCAGACUAUAUUUUGCGGGGGGAAAUGAAUGAUUUCCUAUGCCCCACAAAUAACCCAGAAAUGCAUUUUAAAUAAAACGACACAUUCUACUCAUGUAAAAACACCCUGAUUCCCAGACCGUCCGCGGGCUGGAUUGAGGAGGCGAUUGGGCCGCAUCCAGCCCCCGGGCCUUAGGUUGCCUACCCCUGGUAUAACCCAUCCAUCUCGAAAGUAACAACUUGGUCCACGUUUUGCUUAUGCCCAAAUAAUGUGAUGUUUUGCUAAUAUUUGUUUAAUUUUUUCAAAACGCAUGUGAGGAGAGUGAUGUUGCACUUGGCUCCUCCCUUCCCACAUGGCAUCUAGUUGGCCCUUGUGAAAACAGGAUGCUGGACUGGGUGGCUGUUGGCCUGAUCCAGCAGGCUCUUCUUACAUUGGAGUUUUGCAGGCUUGUCUCCAGAGAUGCAGGAGAGUUUUAUUUCAGUCCUAGUCAACAAUAACUUCAACAUUAGUCAGGUUUUGUAUAGGGACAGUUUUGUGUAAUAAGUUAGCCAUGUGAAACUCCUUGACAGUAGAACUUCAGGAGGCGUCAUCUCUGCUUUCAGGUGUCUUUUAGAAACUGUUGCUCAGACAAGCCUUUAGAACAUUUUUUUUUAAUCAAUCAGUUUUCAUUGACGUGCUAUUGAUAUUUUUACUAUAACCAUUGUAGCAUUGGAUUUUUUUUUACCCUAACCCUUUUUAUAUUUUCUAGUUGCAAAUAUUAAAAUAAGUAUUUUUAAAGUCUUCAUUUUCUUGCAGGUGGGGCACAAUAAUAUUCAGCACCUUUGUCUGUAUUGGACAGGUGAGUGAAACAGAUAAUAUUCAUGUACUUUUCAAUAGCUAAAUACAGAAAAAUUAAUGCUUAUGUCCCAAAUAUGGAAAAAUAAGUGCUUACUGUUUAAUCUGCUUUUUCAGUGUAAGAUUCCCUAACAUUGCAAUCGUAUACAUGUCUACCUAACUGAGUUCAUUGGGGCUUACUCCUAGGAAAGUGUGUAGGAUUGCAGUCUGAAAUAUAUGCAUAUGGCAUGGCUCCAACACUUCAUUGAAAUGUGAUAUGCAUUCCUUUUUUUACAGGUGAUUUUUGCUGUGGGAGCAAUAUGUAACGCUUUUUGGUUGAUGGAAGCUGGCAGAUUUGUAUUUGGGUGAGUUCACACCUCGGCUGUGUCUCAACAUUUGCUAUAUACCCUCUCUCCCUCUUAAAAAGCAGGCAGCCCAUACGGAACUAUAUGUUGAAAAAUACCCUGCACUCUUGCAUCUGAACAGCUGGAUUAUUUGCCUUUUGGUUUUCUAGUUCUUGCGUUAAGAUAAAACUUAUAUAUCAGCAUGGAUACAUUACUGUCAUUAGAAGGCCGGAGUUUCAUCCACGUUGCUUCAAAUAUCUGUAUUCAUGAACUUUCUUGCUUCAUUUAGGAUUGGUGGAGAGUCCUUAGCAGUGGCGCAAAAUACCUAUGCUGUCAGUUGGUUUAAAGGAAAAGAAUUAAACCUUGUGUUUGGACUGCAACUCAGCAUGGCUAGAAUUGUAAGUCUAAAAACAUUUUUUGUGUGUGUUCUAAUUUUAAUCAUUACUAUCCCGACAUUUGUCAUCCAUCAGUGUCAACCUUUGCUUGUAAAGUGGAACUUGCCCAUCCCCUCUCUGUGUCUGACACUCCCCCCCCCCCAAAUACGCCCAAAAAUGUUGGGAGACCCUUCAAAACAGGUGGGUGGGUUUCAUUGCAGGAGAAGGGGAAGCCACUUGCAUAACAUGGUGAUGGAUUUUCCUGUUUAGUUCUCUCUAUGCACAUUAGAGUGGGGAGAACAGUUCUUAACUAGGGACAUAGGGAUUGUUCUGCUGGGGAACACCCAUUGAGAUUAAUGGGCACGACUAACUUAGAUAUUUAAAUUAAUUUCUGUAAAUCAGAUACAGUGGUACCUUGGUUUAAGAACAGCUUAGUUUAUGAACAACUUGGAUUAAGAACGCUACAAACCCAGAAGUAGGUGUUCUGGUUUGUGAACUUUGUCUUGGAAUCACAUGUUCCACUUCCUGUUGAGUGUAAAUUGAGUCCCCCGCUGCUAUGGGAAAGCAUGUCUUGGUUUAAGAACGCUUUGGUUUAAGAACGGACUUUUGGAACGGAUUAAGUUCUUAAACCAAGGUACCACUGUAUUCAAAUAUAGAUCUUAUUUUAAGGUUUUUUUUGGCCUAUUUGUAAAAUUGGUUGGAAGUAUAUGUUACAGUUGCAGAUCAUCUCUCUUCCAGGGGAGCACUGUCAAUAUGAACAUUAUGGGAUGGGUGUACUCCAAAGCUCAAGAUUUGAUCGGUUCUACGGGUCACACCACUCUUGGCAUAGCUCUCUUGAUAGGUUAGUAAAUGCUUUCAGUAUUAACUUUGUACGAACAUUUUGGUUUCCUCUUUGAUGAAUUGGAAGAUUGUGGGUUGUUAGACUCAGAUUAGACCCAUUAAAAUCAGUGGACUUGCGUUAGUAAUCACUAACUUAAUGUCCCAUGAUUUCAGAAGACCUUCUCUGUGUAUGGCUUAAUUGGAUAAAACACUAAGGCUUGAAAUUCAGUUCCAACUCUGUAAACCCACUUUUUUAUUGUAAACUACAAAGUUAAAAGCUUCAGUUUGAGGCUAGAUAAUGAGAGCAAUGGAGGACUUUCUGAUCUUGACAUCAGAAAGGUUGCUACCAUGGAAUCAUUUUAACUCUAGAUCUGAGAGAAAGAGAGAAUCUCUUAUUUGCAUAUUGCAUAUCUGCUGCUGUCUGGCACCAUACACCAGGGACACAGGUGGCGCUGUGGUCUAAACCACUGAGCCUCUUGGGUUUCCUGAUCAGAAGGUUGGCAGUUCAAAUCCCCACGACAGGGUGAACUUCCGUUGCUCUGUCCCAGCUUCUGCCUACCUAGUAGAUCAAAAGCACACCAGUGCAAGUAGAUAAAUAGGUACCACUGUGUCAGGAAGGUAAACGGCGUUUCCGUGCGCUCUGGUUUCCAUCACAGUGUCCUGUUGUGCCAGAAGCAGUUUAGUCAUGCUGGCCACAUGACCCAGAAAGCUGUCUGUGGGCAAACGCCGGCUCCCUCGGCCUGAAAGCGAGAUGAGCACCACAACCACAUAGUCGCCUUUGACUGAACUUAAUCGUCCAGGCAUCCUUUACCUUUUUUUUCUUUUUUUACCUUUUAUACAAACUGACACAAUGAAAGCAAGGCUGCAUUACAGUUGCGGCAUAUACAUAGCCUUUGGUGAACUUUUUCAGGGCAAUAAAGAUCGAACGAUUCAGUAGUUUACACAUGACCUGCAGCAAGUGGUGAUGCAGCUGUUUCAAUGGUUGAAUAACGAGUAGAGCAUCUUUACCAAACACUGAAUUAUUUGUGCUUAAUCUGUGGUUUGCUCAGCACUGAACUGCACAAACAUUUUAGUAAAAUCUGGAACUCCUUUCCUUUUAAUUUGGCAGAAGACUUGCUUUUAUUCAUUUAUGUGUGUUUACAGGAUAUUCAUAAAUAUAAUACUUAGUAAACUUUUGUAAAUAUUUGUAUUUAUUAGUAUUUAACCAUCUGACACCUUGGUUUAAAAUAUUAAGCUGUUUUACGGCAAUUAAAAUAGAAAUUAAUUAGAAACACACUGGAUAAUUGGGAAGACAGCAUUAUGAAUAGCGUUGUGUGAUGACAUAACUCAGAUUCUCGGACUAGAAUGGUUCUGUGUUAACUGUCUUUGUGCUUCAUUGUAAGUGCCAAGCCAUGCCAAGUUACAAUGAUGAAGCUCAUGUUCUCUAGCUCUGCUAAUGAAGGGACUGAGUCAGACAAGUAUGAAUAUCACUCAAAUGAUGUCACAGCUAAAUUUGUGAACUGUCUAUAUUUCUCUAAAGUACCUUGAAAUCUUUCUUGGAUGAAUGGCAGUAUACCAAUGUAGCAGUUAGUGAUAAAAGUAGUGGUAUUUAACGCUGGCUGCUUCACCCAUGUAAGUCAUUGUUUAAUUAUACAGUCACCAGAUAAUAACAUGAAUGGAUUUUACAAUUCCGUAAAUGGUGAGUAGCUUCUGCUGGUAACACUGAAUUUCUCUGCAUUGCAGGCGGUGUGUCAUGUAUCUUUUCACUACUUUGUGCUCUCAUUCUUGGUUAUCUGGAUAAAAGAGCAGAGAAAAUUCUUUGCAAAGAGCAGGGAAAAACUGGUAAGUGGGUGUCCGGCUUCAAUAAUGGAACCUUAGGCUGCAGUCCAUAGUUUUUGAAAAUGUAUGUAUGUACUGGAGGAAGCAGAGACGAUCUUUUUGAACAUGUUUUCCCCACUUGCCAGAAUGCAUGUGUAGGUUUCCCAUAACAUGAUAGGAAAACUCAAAACUCAUUUUGAAGUGACCCAGCUUCACUUUUCUCACGAUUCUAGAGUUUUUUCCAUUGAGAAACUGCAGCUUCUGCUUCCCACCAGUAAAAAAAACAGCUAGAAUUAGUCAAUGACGGGAAAUGGGUUUUGCUGGUUUUAGUUGGCCUUAAUAUAGAAAUGAUUGAGUUAAAAUAGCGGAACUGAUGUUUCUCUUUUCUCAAGGUGAAGUGAUAAAAUUAACCGAUGUGAAAGACUUCUCGCUGUCCUUGUGGCUCAUAUUUAUUAUCUGCGUUUGCUACUAUGUGGCCGUCUUCCCUUUCAUUGGACUUGGAAAGUAAGUGCAUGCUUUGACAAAGACAUGCCACUUUGUAACUUGUUGCAAAUGUUUGAUAUACCUGAUUAUUAUUAUUAUUUAUAAAAAACUGUUUAUGUUUUCUGUUGUUUUGAUUUAGAACGUCCCCUAAAAUGUGUUGCUGUUCUGGUGUUGUAGGCUGCUUUGGGCACCUCUGUGUAGAAAAGUAGCCUAUGAGUUGAAGAAGUAGUAAUUCCACUAGCAACACUCGGAGGCCCAAAGAGCUAUAUAAGGCAGGAAGCCAAAUAAGGCACUCCAACCUCUUGAAAAUCUUUCUCAUCCACCCUACUUUUUCCUGGCUCUGACGUGGCACCAAAAUGUGCAAACACGUGCAUUGUAAGUGUGCGCCCUGUUUUUAUGGCCUAGAAGUUUGCCUAACUUAAGCAGAUGUUGCCGUUAGGUUUCCGAGUUCCAAAUUUUGUGGCUCUAGAGUGUUGACUACCAAAUUGGAACAUGCAAGAAGAUCUGGGCGUGUGCCAUUUCUAUGACAUAUUCCAUUUUUGGUUCAAAAUCUUCUGAGGCAAGGCUUGAGGAAGGAGUCAGUGUGUCAGUUUGCAAAGUCUUGCUUAGGGGGUAUAUUUUCUUCAACUAUGUAAUCUGGUUCUGCUUUGACACUAACUUUCAGUUCUGCACUUAAAACUCGGAUAUUCUUCAGAAUCUAAUAAUUAUUUUAUUUAUUUAUUUAUUUAUUUAUUCAUUCAUUCAUUCAUUCAUUCCCCGCCCAUCUGGCUGGGCUUCCCAGCCACUCUGGGCGGCUUCCAACAAAAUAUUAAAAUACAGUAAUGCAUCAAACAUUAAAAGCUUCCCUAAAAGUCUUCUAAAAGUCUGGUAGUUGUUCUCUUUGACAUCUGGUGGGAGGGCGUUCCACAGGGUGGGUGCCACAGCUGAGAAGGCCCUCUGCCUGGUUCCCUGUAACUUGGCUUCUCGCCAUGAGGGAACCGCCAGAAGGCCCUCAGCGCUGGAACUCAGUGUAUACUAUUUGAUACUCUUGGAUUAAUCUUUUAGGGAGCAAUCCUAAGUACAAGGAGCCGGCGUAUAAAGUUGCUGGAGAUCCAAACUCUGAUUGUCCCACCCAGAAUGUCUCACCUUUUUUGUAUUUACAGUGGCCUUAGUUUGGCCAGCUUUAGCUCAGGCAUCUGACCUCUGGCUGAACCAAGACGAGCAAGUUAUACCAGCAUGUCUUCAGCGGAGCCAGGUUUGAGGACCUAAUGCCAGUUGAGCCAGAAACCGGCUAGUAGAGCUGGAGAUCCUCUACAUCCUAAGCUUCUCAUGCCAACUCACCUUGACAUAGGAUUGCCCCCUAAAUGUCUAAUGUGGUGCAUGUUCUAGUUAUCUCCCACUUGGACUACUGCAGUGCGCUCUACAUGGUGCUACUUUUGAAGGUGACCUGGAAACUACAACUAAUCCAGAAUGCGGCAGCUAGACUGGUGACUGGAGCGGCCGCCAAGACCACAUUACAGCAGUCUUGAAAGACCGACAUUGGCUCCCAGUACAUUUCCGAGCACAAUUCAAAGUGUUGGUGUUGACCUUUAAAGCCCUAAACGGCCCUGGUCCUGUAUACCUGAAGGAGUGUCUCCACCCCCAUCAUCCAGCCCGGAUACUGAGGUCCAGCUCCGAGGGCCUUCUGGAGGUUCCCUCACUGCAAGAAGUGAGGUCACAGGGAACCAAGCAGAGGGCUUUCUCGGUAGUGGUGCAUGCCCUGUGGAACGCCCUCCCAUCAGAUGUCAAGGAAAUAAACAACUAUCUGACUUUUAGAAAACAUCUGAAGGCAGCCCUGUUUAGGGAAGUUUCUAAUGUUUAAUAGACUAUUGUAUUUUAAUAUUUUGUUUGAAGCCACCCAGAGUGGCUGGGGAAACCCAGCCAGAUGGACAGGCUAUAAAUAACAAUAAAUUAUUUUUAUUUUUAUUUUGCUCCGUCUUGCCUUAAUUUUCACCCCCCCUCCACCCACUUUUCAUUUCCAUUAAAAGCCAAGUGACACAACCAGGGCUUAUUUUGGGUCAGAGUGUUUCUUCCUAGCAUCAAUCUAUGAGUAACGUCAUGUCCAGUCUACUUCAUACUGCUCUCACAGCUUCCUUUUCUGGGGAGUAUUAGCAGAUAUUUUUUGUAUACAAUUUCCUAUUCCUCAUUACUUAAUAAUCAGCAGUCCUCUUUCAACAGAGCUUUUCUUAUUGUGGCCUAGUUACGAACCAGCACUAUUAGAAUUGCAGGCUGGUUUUUCCCCAUAGUUAUUGUAAAUAGGUAUAAGAUCGUAAAACUUUUUAUAUGGAUUUUUACAGGGUUUUCUUCAUUGAGAAAUUCAAGUUUUCUCCUCAAGAAGCAAGUGCAAUCAACAGGUAAGUGUUGUCCAUUUAAGUAAAAAAAUAAAAAUAAUUGCAUUGCGUGUAUUUUUUCAGCUCAAGAACCUUGACUUUGAGCAGUGCACCUAAAGCACACACACUUGGUAGGAUAAAAGAUCAAUAAAAGAAACGGAAUAUUUGCUCUGAAGCAUAUGUAUGCAGUAUACAGUUACAUACUUGCAGCAUUCCUUCCCCUUGAAACUUCAGAUUUCUUACUUAAAAAGGUAAAUCUCUAGCCGUUGCGAUUACAGAAAAGUGUGCUGAAAACAAUACAGUCCUUUCAUGUAGAUCGCUUCCUUAACCGCCUGGAAAUGGCAUGAUCUUCUAAGAUAAUAUAUACUAUAACGAAAAUGAAUAGAAAAGAUGCAAUUUAAAAUGUAUUUUCUUUGUGAAUUGUAAUUCCACCUCGCCUUGACUGCUAGCGUAGCUUUUCAGUGGUAAUUCGAUUUUUUUAUAAGAGUUGACCAAUCCAAUGAAACUGCCAUGAAUUUAUCAAUGGGCAUGACUGCAUAUCAGAAUAUAUCAGGUCUAAAAAAUAAUUCAGGAGCUGAAUUUUUGCGGGUGGGGGAAAGAGGAAAGUCACAUCACACUGGAAAACCCAGAGCGGUUGUAGCAUUUUGUAUCAUGAUUGCCUUGCUUUUCUGAAAUAACUUUCCUUUGUACAGCAUUGUCUAUAUCAUCUCGGCACCCAUGUCCCCUGUCUUCGGAUUCCUGGUAGACAAAGUUGGAAGGAAUGUCACCUGGGUUAUGUGUGCUGUAGUGAUUACUCUGGCUUCUCAUAUAAUGCUGGCCUUUACCUUCUGGAACCCCUGGAUUGCCAUGGUAGGCAUUUACCCCAACUUUAUUUUAUCUAAUGCAGUAAGGCGCAUUUAUAAUCAUCUCCCACAAUAAACCGCAUUUCAUGCAUUAUAUGGGAUGUAAAAUAAUGGAUACUUGUGUGUAGCCCUGAUUCUUUCCUCCCAAGGAUGCAACAUGUACGCCAGAAACUAUUUUUUUAUGGCAGUGCAGGCUGCUUUAGGACAUUAGUAUACUCUGUAAGAAUUUUGGUACUCAUCAACUCGGCAGCUGUGCUAGAUGUCAUUUGUUGGGCGUUGCACGCCUUGUACACUACAUUAUCUCCUUGGAGGAGCUUUAAAUAUGCACACGCUGUUUCAACUUCAGAGCAAGCUAGUGUAAACAUCCCGUAAAGGGUAUAGGGGCCCCUGACCAUUAGGUCCAGUCGUGGCCGACUCUGGGGUUGCAGCGCUCAUCUCGCUUUAUUGGCUGAGGGAGCUGGCGUACAGCUUCCGGGUCAUGUGGCAGCAUGACUAAGCCGCUUCUGGCAAACCAGAGCAGUGCAUGGAAACGCUGUUUACCUUCCCGCCGGAGCGGUACCUAUUUACCGGUAUCUACUUGCACUUUGAUGUGCUUUCAAACUGCUAGGUUGGCAGGAGCUGGGACCAAGCAACAGGAGCUCACCCUGUUGUGGGGAUUCGAACUGCCGGCCUUCUGAUUGGCCCCCUUACAACUGGACAAACUGGAUAGAAAUGGGACAACUAAUUUGUGAAGCCCAUAUAACUUGUCCCCUCUGGAGCUGUUGGUAGAUCACGUUUAAUGUGUGUGUGGUUUUUUUUAAUGCUGUUUUCUGCAGUGUUUCCUGGGAGUGGCUUAUUCCCUGCUGGCCUGUGCCUUGUGGCCUAUGGUAGCUUUCGUUGUCCCUGAACACCAGCUCGGAACUGCUUAUGGCUUGUGAGUAAUAGAUAUUUGAAUCUCGAUACUUUGGAGUAAGGAUUUGUCUUUUAAACUUUGGGAUUAAUAGCACGAUACCGACUUGUUCUCAUAAAGCACAUCCUUUCACUGCAGGUCAUUUAGGAAUUUCAUUAAGACAGUGGUUCUCAAAGGAUGUGGCAGGAAGAUUCAAGGGCAAUCUGUAUUAUAUUAUGGGAAUAAUUCAUGUUCUUAUGUAGCUGGGGUGUUUUAUACUUUAUAAUAUGUCCCAUGAUCAUAUUGGAAAGUAGUUGUGUUCUAUGUUAUGAAUCAAGCACUGCCAGGAGUUGUUUGCCAAUGUAUUUUUUAUCAUUUAAAAAAUGGGUGUGGCACCAGCAAGUUUUUGUACUGAAAGGGUGGCCCAGAGAAACCACUGCUUUAAGAUGUCUUUCACUGCACCUGGUUCACCAGUUCAAAAACAUCGAAACUUAUUUUCUUGGAUUCAGUCUUGGGAACGGAAGACUUGAUUUUUGAAACUGGGGCUGCUCAAUGGAUUUUCUUGGCCUGAUGCAAAACCAGUGUCCAGGGCCUUGCCCUGUUUUACAGGCCUGACUCCAGGUAUAUCGCUUUCAGCUUGGAAGAAUGGAAACCUAGCCAUCUGAGCUAGCGUGUGUGUGUACCAGAUAGCAGGUGUCCAUGUAUGUCAGAUCUUGAACACGUUUUAUACCUUCCUCUCAUAUGGGCCACCUUGAGAGUAUAUUCCUGCCAGCCUGUCUAGGUCAGGUUGUGGGGCUGUUAUGAGUGUGUCUCCCUGGAAGUGGCGUUGCUUUGGAAGGCAAAUUAACCCGCCACUUUUUAUUUUAUUUUACCAGCUAUAUCUCAUUGUUUAAUAGAUGCAUAUGGAUUUUUAUUUGCUCAUCUGUCAGCUCGUUUGGAUUUUAUGAGCAAGUGGGGGCAAUAUCUUUCAAUUGGUUUCUUUUUAUUAGUUGAAAAACUGAGCUUUGUAAGCUAAUCGCCUUAAUGCUUUUCAGCAUGCAGUCAAUUCAGAACUUGGGCCUGGCCAUCAUUGCCAUCGCAGCUGGCAUGAUCCUGGAUUCCCGGGGCUACCUCUUCCUAGAAAUCUUCUUCAGUGCUUGUUUGUGCUGUAAGUACAGUCAUACCUCGGGUUACAGACGCUUCAGGUUGCGUUUUUUCAGGUUGUAGGCCGCCGAAACCCAGAAGUACUGGAACAGGUUACUUCCGGGUUUCGGCGGUCACACAUGCGCAGAAGCGCUAAAUCGUGCUUUGCGCAUGCGCAGAAGUGCCAAAUCGCAACCCGCGUGGGCGCAGACAUGGGUUGCGAACGCUGCGGGUUGUGAACGUGCAUCCCGCACGGAUCACGUUUGCAACCGGAGCGUCAACUGUAUGAUGACAUCUUGUUGGAAUAGCUAAUAAUUCACAUGAAGCUAUUGCUCAAAAAGAACGAUGCCGAACCACGUGGUGGGUUCUGUGCUAGGCCCACAAUGUUCCUCUCUCUUCCUAGACAUGCAUAAAGGCCAAUGCACCCUAGUUCACAGGGAUUCUUGAACUUGAGUGAUUUCACGUAGUGAUUGGACCUGUGUGCGUGUCAUGCCCUGGCUGGACUCGAGAGGGGUGGUGGGAGGCAGCAGCUGGGGAACCCCCAAAGGAAGAAGGCUCAGAGCCGGGGGAUGGGUGGUGGGACAAUGAUGAGUGGUCAGAGGGAGAAGAGGGAGCAGACUGGGAAGAGACAGUGUUGGAAGCUGAAGAGUUAACAGAGUUAAUGAGCAGGAAGAGUCUGUGGCAGAGCGAAGUCCAGAAGCAGAAGCAGGAGAGGAAGGAAGCCAAGAGGCAGUGAUCAGGCAGCCUACUGAAGAAUCCAGGGAGUCUCUCCCUCCUGCUGUGAUUAGCUCCCCUUCGCCCUGUUUUCCCAGAACGUGCAGAGGUAUGAAGAGGGCAGAGCAAAGACAGACAAGGCGAAGAAGUCUUGGGUUGCUUGGAAUAGGAUGUUGGGGAGGAGGGGACUUAGGCAGCAGGGACCUUCAGUCCUCGCAGCUUCCUCAUUGGGACAAGGCCUACUGGGAACAGUUGCUGUGCUCGCUAGAUCUGAGCUGUUUUGUGUCUUUGACUAGACAGCUAACUUCACUGACACCUUGUGACUUAUUCCUGACCCGUUCCUGACUCCCGCUUUAACAGUGCGGGCUUAACUGGGGAGCUGCUGUAGGUAAAAGCAGGUGAAGGGGAAAUGCCUAGCUUUGUGAGUGAAAACCCUGAUGUUACUUAUUAGUGACUGGGACCAGUGUAAAUGCAUAAGUGUUUAGUUGGGCUGGCAUCCUGAUCUGAGCCACAAGGGGGUGCUACUGCUCCUCUGGGCUUUGCCGCAGACGUGUUUUGUAUUCAAUUGCCUUGUUUGCAUUUAAAUAUUUGUAUACUGCCCGGACGCUGCUUCCGACCACAGUAUUCUGGCUAUGUCGGGGAAAUUCCAGAUGUCUGGCAAUCCUACUGUAUAGGCAGUUCUCAUCAAAUUUAAAAGGAGGAAACACAAGUCAACAUUACAGUAUCAAACAAUUUAAUCUUAAAAUAAAGGCAGCAAUAAAAAGAUAAAAUGGAGCAGCAAUAAGAAGAUAAAAUUGAGCAACAUUGCAAGUUUAAGAGUCUGAGCCAGCCUCAAAUUAAUCAGUUAAGAGCUGGUGUAAGCAGAUAGGUCUUUAGAAAUAACCAAUGAGGGAGCUAUACACACUUCCCACAUAAUGUUACUUUUUUAUUUAUUUAUGUCCUACCGUUCCUCUCGAAAGAACCCAGGGCAACAGACACAGCAGUGUUAAAAUAUGAAAAAACAAAACAAUACAAAAACUAUUCCAAAAAGCAGUUAAAAACAUUUUCAACCACUGAUCUUGGGCUUGUCAGGAGUCUUUAAGCCAUCAAAUGCCCAAGUAAACAGGAAUGUGUUUAAAUUUCUCCUUAAAUUCAAUAAUGAGGGUGACAGAUGCUCCUCACCCAGGUGAGAGUUCCACAAACAGUGAACUGCCACUGAAAAGUUAUGGUUCGUGGGCUGUUGGGCAGUCCCUAGUGGUGGCACUACCAACAAGUCUCACCUACAAAUUGUAGAGUCUGAGAUGAUAGAUUUAUGGGCUUUAUGUGUCAACACAUAUAUGCUAGACCUAGUAGCUCACUUGCAGUGAGAGCAGUACUUUCAAGACCCACUGCUGUGCUCCACUUGCCAGCCUAGCAGCCACAUUCUGCACUAGCUGCAGCCUCUGGAUUGCAUAAUGUUAUGGGGCCACCACUAAGAAGCCCUUGUCUCUUGUACCUGCUGGCCUGAUAGACGGCUGGUGGGCUGUGAGCAGGGCUUCUCUGUCUCAUAAGGGUUCAAGGAGUCCUUCAUAUAACCUGGCUAUUUGUCUUGAGCCUAUUUAAUCUGCUUUCUUUCUUGAUUUUUGCCUUACCGCACUGAAAACUCACUAUUGAGACUCGCCUGGUUUGUAUACUUGAACUUUAUAUAACUUCUUUUUUGCUUUUUAGUGGGCCUCAUUGCUGUUGUCAUGCUGUACUUUGUGAAUCUCCUCAGGGGUAAGCCUCUUCAUUGUAUUAGUCUUGCGACUAGUAAAUUUCUUUUUUAAAAAAAAAAUAAUAUAUAUUUUUAUUUGUUUUUACCAGUACAAAUUUACAAUCAAACAAUUUAUAUAAUAAUCUCUUGAGAUUCUCUGAGUCUCUUGACUUCCCCCUGUCCCCUACAUGGUUCCUUAUUACAAUGUUUGUAACUACAUAUUAAUCCAUUCUCCAAAUUUCAUUUUUUCAAAUCAUCCAUAGUUUUCAUUACAUUACAAGUGAGUGUUAGAUUCCAAGUAAAGUUUUAAUUUGCUUACAAUGGUCUCCUAAGUAAAUUAUAAAUUUUCCCAUUCUUUUUCAAAAUUCUGGUCUUCUUGAUUCCCGAGUCUUCAAGUUAGUUUUGCCGUGUCGGCGUAGUCCAGCAGCUUGGCUUGUCAUUCUUCCCUAGAUGGGAUUAUUUCUUCCUUCCAUCUUUGGGCUAAUAGCAUCCUUGCAGCUGUUGUCACAUAGCAACUCUGUCAGAACCAGCAGAGGUGGAGCAGAGAUGGACAAGAUGUCAAAAGUCUCCAAUUGCUUGGGAAAACCUUGAAGAGGAGGGAACUGUAGGAAGGCAGGGACCUUCAGUCCUCACAACUGUCUCAUUGGGGCAGGAUCUUCUGGGAAGGGGUGCUGGGCUCUCUGGGCCUGAUCUGUUGUAUUUCUUUGACUAAGGAGUUGAUUCUCUGACAAGAAUUAUCUGUGAAUUUUUGCUGACCUGCUCCUAACUCCCACCCUGACAUGGGGCGGGCCCAAAUCUGCCUUUUAUUCUUCAUUUCUAAAGAGAAGGCAGAGGAAUGUUAUUUCCUGAUCUUGGCACUGAACCCCACAGUACUUGGUAUGGGAGCACUUCAGGGGAGAGUUCCUUUUGUCUAGAGCUGCUUCUGUCUUCUUACUUCCUAUAACCUUCUAGAUUUUUCAUGUAGCACACAAUACUUACACCAAGUGAACUGUGGUAAAUACUUUAACGGCCCUCAUGGUGUUGUACCCACAAUAUACAUGGAUUGUGACUGUUUGUAAAAACAUCCAUGCACUCUGUUAAAAGACAUGCAUAUAUCUUUUCUGUCGUAGGAGGUGACCUUAACUGGUCUGCAAAGAAAAGGGAAAAACUACAGAAACUAGCUGUGGCUGAGUAAGUAUGUCACUGUGUUUCUAGCCUAGAGUAUGCAUUGAUGUAUUACAAAACAAUCAAGACUACAGGGGCAGAUUGGUUUGGAAACACAAAACAGUGUAGCGCCAGAGAUCCAGGAACGGAUAUGGUAAACUUGAAUGAAUGAGGCAGAAGUAUUCUUCAGCAGUGGGACAACUCUCAUUCAUGUCUUGUUGGAGAUAGCUUAAAGCAGGCCAUUAAAAAAUCAGUGCUGUGGUUCACUUUUAUAUGGCGCAAUGUGUUUUGCCAACAAAUAACUUCUGUGUUUGAAAGGCGCAUAGGGUAAAAUAGUAAUUGUUGCAACAUGUUAAAAGUUGCCUGGUGUGUGGUGUUUAAAUAUAGUCUCGAAGCAAGCAGUUUAUGCAGCUUAAAAAUGAGAUUUUUUAAAAAAGCACUUGUUUAGCGUUUUCACAGUGCUGAAAAAAAAAAUGACAUUUUUGUCUCUUGAAACAUUAGCAAGUGCUCGCUGGGCUUUGGGAAGGUGAUGGAGCGCUCUGGGAUAAGCAGCCCUCCACCUUGCCUGGGGGCUGCUUCUGGGGGGCCCUCCUGGCUUUACACAUUUUUGCAUAUAUGCCUAGAACCCCAGAACACAACCCGAGUUAUCUGUAUGUUGCUGUGAUCAGACUGCUACUUGCUGCAGAGCAAAAUUCCCAGUGUACACCAUGUGGAGAUUGCUUUGUAUGUAAGAUGUAAGCUGGAAACUCACUCACUCUCAAACGACAGAUGCAGCGAGGGUCCUUCAUUCCUGGCUAGAAAAACUGAGCUUUCAUUAGCCAAAUUUCCAGAGUAGUUUCGGAAAAUAUUUCCAUUACUUACGUUAACAAAAGUUAUUCAGUGUUUUGAUAUAUAUUCAUAGUCAAGUUGAUAUUGUUCUAAAUAAUAAAUUACAAAGGAAGCAUCUGUAAAUCAACCAUUAAUAAAUCAUUUAUUACUGAAUCAAGUAAAAAGCAAAUAAUUUUAAAUGAAAUUGAACAAGGGAUAUGAUUGAGUGUUACCUUAACUUGGCAGGGAUUGGCCACCAAUCCAGUAGGCUUUGGUUCUCUUUUCAGUCACCUGAUAGGUGGUUCCCUUGUCAGUGCACAAUUAGGAAUACACCUUAAGGUUCCUGACUGUUCACUGGCGGUAUUACUUGCCCUUCACAUGACAUCACAGGUAGUGUGUAUGUUUGGAGAGAAACUGGAACCCAAAUUUAGAACCCUUGGAGGUUGGAUGUUCCCCACCCCUGUUCUAGAUGAGAAGUUCAUUUGGGAUGCUGGAUUCUUGGGCCUCACUGCCAUUCCAACUAAACUGUGACAGCAAUACGUAAAAGAUUUGACACUCUGUAAGAGAAGACCUGUGAAUUCUAAGCUCUCGGGGAAGUGUGUUGGUAACUGAAUGACAGCUGGGAAUUUCUGAGGAAGCCCAGGGUUCCUCAGAACAGAAUUUGAAAUUAAAAGAAAUUAAACUCUACAUAGAGGUCACUCUAGAUGUGCCAGAAUUGCCAUAUGAAAAUCAUUUCCUUGUAGGAAAAUAGCCUGGCGAUAACCUUGAGAAGAAAGCAGAUGAUGCCAAAAUGCCGUGAUGCACAUGGUUAUAAUUCUCCGUGUUUAUCCUCCCAUUAAUAGCUAUAGGUGAAAUGUGUAGGAGCACUAAACUGAGAUAACAUAACUUCACAUAAAGAAGGAGGAGUCCUGUGUUUGUUCAAAUAUAUUCCCCUGGAAGGUGCUUUACAAAGCAAAGAUGCUGGUGAAAUCAGCAGGUCAUUGCAAAUAUUUCCUUUGAGGGGGAGGCCAGUUUGCUUUCGUGAAAAUAUCUAGAUGCAGGUCUUGCAACAUGAAGGGACCAGUGUGAUUAGUGGCAGAGUGUUGGGCUGUGGAAAACUAGGGUUUAAAUUGCUAGUCAGCCACAGACCUCACAGGGUAAUGUUGGGCUUUCCUCUCAGUCUAUCAUAUUUCACAAGGUGGUUGUGAACUUACAAGUAGGGGGAAGAGGGAAGGAGCAAUUUAUAUGCCUCCGUGAACUUCCUGGGUGAAAGUUGGGAUAUAAUCAUAGUACAGUCAUACCUCAUCUUGCGUUCCGCUCUUGUUAUGGACUUUCAGCUUACAAAUCCAGAAGUGUUUACUUCUGGGUUUGCCGCCCGUGCAUGCGCGGAAGCGAUCUUCAUGCACUCACAGAAGCACUCGAUCGUGCCGUGCACAUGCACAGAAGAGGCACUCUAGUUGCGGACUUUUCGGGGUGCGAAUGGCACCCCGAAACGAAUGACCAUAUAUGCUUGAGUAUAAGCCAACCCGAAUAUAAGCUGAGGCAUCUAAUUUUAGGACAAAAAACUAAAGGGUUCCUUUCUCGCCACUCGUCCCUCCGCCGCGACCCGCCGCACUCGAGUAUAAGCCGAGGGAGGCUUUUUCAGCAUAAAAAAUAUGCUGAAAAACUCGGCUUAUACUCGAGUAUAUACGGUAAGUCCGCAACUAGAGGUACCACUGUAAAUAAAGCAUUUGCCAUAUACAAGAGCUGCUUCUGGUGUCCUCAGAAUCUCAAAAAUACUUGCAAUUUGUCUGCUGGACAAGAUUUGAAAUGUGUGGGAAAGACACUCUUACACUUGGCACUUUCAAAUGACGGGAACCUUGUCUUUUACUUUUGUACAAGUCUAUUCGACAUUGCAAGCAGAACCUCAAAAUUCAUGCCAACCAUUUCCUCAGCUGUUGAAAGCGAGCUUUUCUUAAAUGUUUCCCUAUUGAAGACUGUGCCUUUUUGUUUUCAUAUUUCUUGCGAAUAUUUUGAAAAUGGUUAGGGGUGCAAAAAAUGUGUUCUGUAUAUUUCCAGCCCCAGCCAGCCUAAUGAAUUAGCCACAGCAGAGGUUCUGCAGAGAGAAGCUGAAGCCUCAUUUAGCACUUUCAAAGGAGUAAUAGCUAAAUGCAAAAAGGUAUUAAAGUCCGUAAUAAUGUGUCACCCCACCACCGCUUUCUAUACUGGAAUAGCUUUACUGUUUUACAUGCUUUUUUAACUGUAUGAUUUAAUUGCCACCUGCCAUGGGAGCUUAUGGCGAAGGGCAGGCAAUAAAUUGGAUGUAUAAAGUUAAAUGCACCAACUGCACCUCUUGCACCAACUCCCAUUGAAAUGAAUGGUUGGCGUAUGAGAGCACACAGUUCUCCCUUCAUGCUUCCCAUUCAUUUAAGUGAAACAUGUACAGGAAUGUUUCCAACUGCAUUGUUCCCUUAAGCCAGAGUGGACAUCUCAACAUGAAAACAGUUGCUUACUUGUAUCUGAAGCUUUGUCUGGGAAGAACCAGCUCCUUUGUGAUGGAUUCUUAGCCCAUUCUCAGGUGAUAUCUAAAAGCACAGUAUAGCGCCGUGACACUUCUGACAAGCGACAAAGAGCCUGUAAGCAAACUGUUACAAUAACCUUUUGCUAAACUAUUUCUUGCAGAAAAGAAAUCUGAAUAGGAAAUACCUACCGGAAGUGGGGAGCGCUUGAUCAGCAGCUUGGCCAGUCGAAGAGUGGUUUAUUGUGUGUGUGUGGCGAAACUUUGAUGCCUAGCGCUUGGACAAAGUAGUUGGAAAACUUAACUAACUUGCAUAGAACUUUUUCGAGACCUGGACUUGUGUAAAUUGUCAAACUUGCUUCUUUGUCAAAGCACUUUGACCACAGUUGGAGCAAAAACUCGUGUAUUUGGUGUAUCUACACAUCGCUGAAGAGACGGUUGCUGUUGAACUGAAGUUGUCUUCCAACUUGUUGGAGCAGAUCUUUUGGUUUAUGGGCUGCAGUUUUUAAACUUUCUAUUGUGGAACGACGAUGGUUUGCCUACUAAUAAUGGCACCUUGUUACUCCAUUACUGUCACUUGUGUUCUGAAGGGGUGAUUGCCUUACUAAAUGUGGUAUUAAUCUUCAGUUUCUUAUUUGAAAUUCUGGUUUCAUAAUAAAAAAACAAACAUGGUAAUGACUUGCAAGGAUCAUGAAAUCUUUGUGUGGUGGUAGACUGAUUUGGAUAAGUUCUGCAAAAGCAAAUACAAUGUCAUUUGAGAGAAACAAAUCUGGAUGGAUUUUCUAUCAGGCUGCUAGGCAGGCUGUCUUGGUUAGGGGCAUUUGUCCCUGCUUUUGUACUGGAAUUGUAUUUGUUUUAAAGCAUUUUUGUUGUUAAAGGCAAAGCUUAAAACUUGACCGACUGUGUCAAAACUUGCACUUUGCACUCAAUUUUUCGACCUUUAUAAAUAAAUAAAUGAAGAUAGUGUCUGUCUUUACUGCCUGUCAAAUUGGUAUGACUUACUCUGCCUCCAUUUAUCUGGCAGCUGCACUUAACUGUAACCCUGAUCUCGGUAUAACGUGCAACGAAACUUCUGGGCACAUUUGUGUUAAUAGCAGUUCCCUUUUUUUUACAGAGCAAAAAGACGGGAAAAAAUCAGACGUCAGAAUGAAGAUGACUUAGCCAAAUUGCAACCAAAGAAUGACUUUAGUUUGAGGAAUAGGUAUCUCUCCAGAUUAGGUGCUCAGGUACUGAUAACCAAAAUAUUUCUUUUUAAAAGAUUGCAAUAUGUAUUGCUCUAGAUAAGGAUAUCUUACCAAACCACCUUUUGCACUAAAUACUAGCCCAAUAGAGCAAGUCAACAAAAUGUAUAGUUGGUGGCAAAUCAUAUUAUUUGCAUUCAGAAAAUCUCAGUUAAAUGGACUUCUGGUAGCUAGGGCCACGUAAAAACUUUUGGUGACACAUUGGAUUUGGCUUGUCAAAGUAGACUGUACAGAUCAACUUUGUAUGCUCAGCGUAAUGAAGUACAGUCAUACCUCGGCUCCCGAACACCUUGGGAGUCAAACGUUUCAGCUCCUGAACAAUCGAAAACUAGAAGUGAGUGUUCCAGUUUUCGAAUGUUCUUUCGGAUGCUGAACGUCCGAUGGGGCUUCCGAUUGGCUGCAGGAGCUUCCUGCAGCCAAUCAGAAGCCGCACUUUGGAAACUGAACAUUUCAGAAAUCGAACGGACUUCCGGAACUGAUUCUGUUCGACUUCUGAGGUACGGCUGUAUGAGCACCCAUCCAAUUAUUAUCUCAGGUUCACAGCCUUUAAUGAGAAAUGGUCAUGAACCGUGGCAAUGUCACAUGUAGCUGAUGGGCUCUUUAUAGGACAGAGACAAGGUGUGCUUGAUCCUCUUCACUGUAGUAGCAAAGGACAAAACCAAACAUGAGAUAAGUAAAGAGCUGUGAAUAGACUCCACUGAAAAGCGUCACCUUUAAAGGGGUUUGAAAGAUGCAGCUGUGGCGAAUAUGCCUUCCCAUUGUACAUGCCCAUCGUGGGUUUGCGCUGCGCUUGCCAGGGGGUGAAUAUGCAUGUGUGAACCUGCCCUUCCUUGCUUAAAAAAUAGCUGAUAAGCUGGAAAUACUUGCUGAUGAGAUGCCUUACUCUUUCUUGCUUUUGCAGCUGCCAGACACCUAUGUUUGCCACUUAGCUGCACUGGCACACAGAAGUGUGUUGAAAUAGCAGAAUUGUGUUCAAGAUGUGGAAAUGGCAGUGUGAAAUUUUGUGCAACACAGGACCCCCCUACUCUUCUGUGGAAGAGAGCGGCAAUAUACAGAAUGAAAAGCGGUCAAUAUUAGAUCUUGUGCCAACAAGCAUUUAGCUGACCUCUUGGAAGAUUUUCAAGAUGCUACAUAGAAUUCUAUGCCAAAGUGGGUGGGAUGGAACUAUUUUACUUUUUAAAAAGUUUCCAUGGAUUUACAGCUGUUUGCAGUCACCUGCUUUAGUUAGAACUCAUAUCCACUUACUGUUUUCCUGCACUUCGAAUAGAAUUUCAUAAACAAUAUGAAUUUGGGGCAAAAAACAAAACAAAAUACCUGUUCAGUAUAACCACACUCUGAACUCUCAUAUCUUUUAUCUACAUUCUAGAUUUCUUUUGCUCUUAAGAAGGAAGCAGUGGAGCCUUAAUUCACUAGACUAUUUAUUUCUGUGAAAUUUUAAGCUUUUUAUUGGAAACCUUUUAAACACACUACUACCUUAAAAGUGACUUCUUGAAAAUGUAGGAAUUUUCAUAUUUUGUGUUGGUGAAAAGCAGAAGCAUGACAUUUCCUAUGGAAAUAGCUUAAAAUGUAUUUCUUCUUUAUUAAGGUAAUGGUAGCAAUAAAAUGGUAGAACUUGCUGUUGCAGUUUGCUGCAAUAAGAAAAGCCAUUUGUUGUGGCCAUAAAUGAAAUGGAUUAAAAUUCCAGGAGGAGACGGGCCUCAGGGUCAUCUUCAGGCUUCUAUCGCUGCAGAAAUGUUUUAAUAUGAAGCUGUUAAUAGUUAAAUAUUGCAUUACUAGCAAUGCAGUCAUCAGUUGGUUAACACUGGAUGUUACCGGUGGUUAUAUAAGCUGGUGCACCUUUCAACUUGAAUGUUGAUCCCAAGAUAGUACAAUGGUAUCUUGGUACUCGAAUGGCUUGGCUCCUGAACAAAUCUCCCGAACCCCGCAAACCUGGAAGUGAGUGAGCGUUCUGGUUUGCAAAAGUUUUUUGGAAGCCGAACGUCCUACACAGCUUCUGCAGCUUCCAGUUGCAUGCAGGAAGCUCCUGCAGCCAAUCGGAAGCUGCGUCUUGGUUUUCAAAUGGUUUCGGGAGUCGAACGGACUCCUGGAACGAACUAAGUUUGAGAACCAAGGUACCACUGUACACAAAUGUACUGUGUGGAAUCUCUUCGGCUACAAUCCUUUACAUACUUAACUGGGAGCAUAUCCCAUUGAAUCUGGUAGAAAUUCCUUUAGGUUGGCAUGCAUGCAAUUGUACUGUUCAUUUUCCAUUAUCUGACAGUUUAAUGUUGCCUAAGCUAUAACAAAGGGGCUGGCGGGUGGCGCUGUGCUCUAAACCACUGAGCCUAGGGCUUGCCGAUCAGAAGGUCGGCGGUUUGAAUCCCCGCAAGGGGUGAGCUCCCGUUGCUUGGUCCCAGCUCCUGCCAACCUUAGCAGUUCGAAAGCACGUCAAAGUGCAAGUAGAUAAAUAGGUACCGCUCCACUGUUUCUGUGUGCUGCUCUGGUUUCACCAGAAGUGGCUUAGUCAUGCUGGCCAUAUGACCCAGAAAAACUGUCUGCUACAAACGUCCGCUCCCUCAGCCAGUAAAGCGAGAUGAGCACCGCAACCCCAGAGUCAUUCGCGACUGGACUUAACUGUCGGGGGUCCUUUACCUUUAAGCUAUAACAAGCAGUAUCUACACAGUCUUGGAAACUCUGCUGAAGGCUCUGGAACACAGUUCUCUUUACUCAAGCACAAGACUUAUUUUUAGAACACACUAUACCUGAACAUUGAUGACCUAAAAAAAAAGUCGUAUACUCCCAAGUCAAUUGGAUGCAUUUCUUUUACUACUUAUUUCAUGAGGAAUAAUAAUAAAAUAUUUUAGAGGAAAAUGUAAAUUCUAAAUGGAUGGCUUAUUUGUAAUUGUAAUUAUUCCCCCUUCUUGCUAAUAAAGCCAAAUAAACACAA
Podarcis lilfordi (Lilford's wall lizard) is the source of this 22855-nucleotide messenger RNA. The record is from the annotation of a GenBank genome assembly. Lineage: Eukaryota; Metazoa; Chordata; Lepidosauria; Squamata; Lacertidae.